Tachysurus vachellii is the source of this 4277-nucleotide messenger RNA. RefSeq names its product zinc finger and BTB domain-containing protein 7C. Gene Ontology annotation, molecular function: DNA-binding transcription factor activity, RNA polymerase II-specific; protein binding; RNA polymerase II cis-regulatory region sequence-specific DNA binding. The transcript has 4 exons. Bases 393 to 2297 code for a protein of 634 amino acids. Gene Ontology annotation, biological process: regulation of transcription by RNA polymerase II. The record is from RefSeq and is a predicted model, not a curated record. NCBI's taxonomy places the organism in Eukaryota, Metazoa, Chordata, Actinopteri, Siluriformes, Bagridae.
ACAUUUUGUUUGGUUCACUACACUGAUCUCUCUCUCUCGCUCUCUCAUUCUCUCUCUCACUCUCUUUCUCUCUCUCCUUGAAUCAGUGACACACCUUCCUGCAUGUAGCUCAACUCUUCUCCUUAUCGCUCUCUCCGUCUGACGUUCGCUCUCACUUUCGCAUGCUUCAGAGGGAAGAUAGCAGACUGUUUCCUGACACUGACGGAACUCAACUCAGCCAGCGGCAACAAAAGGGAAGAUGAGCGGAUGAGUGAGAAUGGACAGGGAGCGCGGCAUAAAAGACAGGAGAUGAGACAGACACAGAGAGAGAGAGACAGAGAGACGAACAUCACUCCGUAGUCUCAGGAUAAGUCACACACAUUCCAGAGGAGGCUCGGGAUUCUUAUAAGACGAUGGCACACAGUGAGGAGGACCUCAUUGGGAUCCCCUUCCCGAAUCACAGCAGCGAAGUCCUGUGCAGUCUGAACGAACAGCGCCGUGAUGGCUUCCUCUGUGAUGUGGUCCUGGUGGUGAAGGACCAGGAGUACCGUACACACCGCUCCGUGCUGGCUGCCUGCAGCCAGUACUUCAAAAAACUCUUCACCGUGACCACGGGUGAUGGCGACCCCAGCCAUCAUGGUGUUUACGAGCUGGACUUUGUAGCACCCGAGUCGCUGACGGCAAUUUUGGAGUUUGCGUACACGUCGACGCUGACGGUGACUCCGUCCAACGUGAAGGAGAUCCUGGGUGCGGCACGGCUUUUGGAGAUCCCGUGUAUCAUUAAUGUAUGUUUGGAGAUCAUGGAUAGCGGUGGAGGGGGAGGUAACGGUGGUGGAGAAGGAGAAGGAGAAGAAGAGGAGGAUGAAGAAGAAGAUGAGGAAGAAGAGGAAGACGAGGAAGAAGAGGAAAUGGCAGAAGAGGCAGAGGACGACUCGAAAGACGGUGAGGUUGAGGAACAUGACGGGGACAAUGUCAGUGAACGAUCUCUCCAAGCAGGUGCUUCUGAAAAGCAUCAGAAUCGAAUUACUGGUGGUGAACGAGGAGCAGACAGUCCUGCGUGCAGCUCACAACAGAAAGUACAUUCAGAAAGAGACUUGCCAAACUCUCAGAGAUGCCAAUCACGUACCCCGGAAAAACCCAGAGAGCAAGAAGGACUGGAAGGCAGAGCGCUGAAAGACUUUUCCAUCGAGUCCCUGCUGCAGGAAGGGCUGUACCCAAAGAUGCCAGGAAUGGAGAGAGGGUCAGGGUUUACUUCUCUUCUACCUGGAUUCUAUCCUCCAAUUUGGGCUACAGAGUUUCCAGGCUUCCCGCAACUCCUGGAUCCCCAAUGCCCGCCUCACCCCUACUCGACUUCUUCGUUGGACAACGGGCCCUUGGAUCUUGCCAUCAAGAAAGAAGUCAUCAAAGAGGAACUAAAAGAAGAGCUCCCAGGUGCUCUGCUCCACAGAGAAUUCCUCAAAGACUUUGUUAGCCCAAGCGUCGGUGCGGCCCCUGAACCCCCUCUGGGCCAGAUUAAGGACGAAGCAGACCUGCGAAGCUACUUGAGUUUCCUCUCAGCAUCCCACCUAGGGUCGCUGUUUCCACCGUGGCAGCUAGAGGAAGAGCGUAAGCUUAAGCCCAAAGCAUCACAGCAGUGUCCCAUCUGCAACAAGGUCAUCCAGGGUGCAGGCAAACUACCUCGGCACAUGAGGACUCACACAGGCGAGAAACCCUACAUGUGUACCAUCUGCGAGGUCCGCUUCACAAGGCAAGACAAGCUAAAGAUUCAUAUGCGCAAGCACACAGGCGAGCGACCCUAUAUGUGCCUGCACUGCAACUCCAAAUUUGUGCACAACUACGACCUGAAGAACCAUCUGCGUAUCCAUACAGGUGUGCGACCCUACCAGUGUGAGCACUGCUACAAGAGCUUCACCCGCUCUGACCACCUGCACCGGCACAUCAAGCGCCAGAGCUGCCGCGUGUCACGUCCACGCCGGGGACGCAAGCCCUCCUCUUCCUGGCGCUCCUCCUCCGGCUUUUUCUACCCUCCAGAUGCCCACCCACUACAAGGAGACCAAACAUUACGUUUGCCAUCCCUUAGUGCACCGGUGCCCCCUCAACUCCCUGAAAGACGGCAGGAAUUAGACGGCGGCAGCAGAAGAGAGAAUCUGACCGACAGGAAGCUCAUCUCAGAGGAUGUGAACAGGAAGAGGGGGGUGUUUGCUUUUGCCCUGGCUAGGGAGGACGUUCUACCGCACCCAGCCUUUUACCCCCCGAACCCUGAUCCCUGGACCAUGAGACUUGAGCGAGUGCCACCUGUUCCUGAAGCUGCAAACUGACUGCUCGGAGUUUUUUCGGUCACGCACAACUCUUUGGUUAUUUUUCCUUAAUGUGACUGAGAAGAAUAGACACGUUCAAGUCUGGAACUUUCCCUGCAGUGGGUGUGCACUUGAGCAGAAAAUGCUUUCCUGAAUUUCUGAGACUUUGCAAAUCAUAUUGGCAAAUUGCUGAUUUUAACUGAUGUCUUUUUUUUUGUCGUUUAAUCGUCAGCUUUCUAAUGUGAUGCCAGGGAUUUUGAAAGGAUCAAAAAAUGGUUAAUAUCUUGGACAUGUAUUUGUAUUUAUGAUUCUUCUUGUUGUUUAUGGUUCUGUAUUUGCUAACAAGGGUAAAUUAAAGUGGGACUAAAACCUACCCACAGACUGUUAAGUGCAAUUCUUUUUUUUGUUCCAUUCCAAAGUUUUACAGGUAAGUCAGGUAUCUAAAGGGACCAUUAUCUUCCAUAACCUCUGUCGGAAGUAAGCUACAGGCGUAUCAGUGCUUCUGGAAAAGUCUCAACUCCAGCUACAUUCACUUAUACCACUAUGCAAAGAUUACACCAAUAAAUGUUUAGAUGAUAGAAAUUUUAUCACGAAUUAACGCCAAAAAAAAAAAAAACACAAAACAUACAGGAACAAGUCGAUGUUUUCAUGACAAAACAGAUUCAAAAAAUUAUAGUAAGCAAUAUGUUGCCUAAUUUAAUUUUACAUAUAUUAAAAAAAAGUCUAGAUUAAUUUUUAUCAUGACAACCAAUGCAAAAAAAAUCGUAUCCUUUUUAUUUGGAUUUUCUCUUAGACUCAACAUAUCUAGUUUACCCUUGAUUAGUGUCCAAUGCUUCGUAUGCACUAUUGUACAUAUUUUAUAUCAUGUUUUAUAUAAUCUUAUGGUGAAGUUGCUAAUUGUUGUAAAGUAUUCAGAACAUUGAUGAUUUUGAACAUUGAAAACACCCAAAGAUGUGUUGUAUGAGAACAAACUUGAAAGUCUUUUUAAAAAUCACAUUUUGAAAUCUCUUUAAAUGGCAUAACUAAAGUUGUUUAGUCUUUUUUUUUCUUUUCUUUUUCUAGCUAUGAGUUGCCGGUUGAAAGUGUCUUGCAGGUGCUUGUCAUGUACAGAAAUUAAAACAGGGACUGUGUCGGUCAUUUUGAUAUUAUCGUUCCUUGCUAUUGUACGUCAACGGUGUUUGAACUGCUAUGGAGAAAAUAUUUUCAAGCUAUUUAUGCAUAUUUAAAUAGGCCUUGGCUAUAUUUUGCUAAUAUGUUUUUAUAAAGACACUAAAAUGUCCUUGUUUGUCUGUACGAAAAAAAAAAAAAAAUUGGCAUUUUUCAUUUUUAAACAACAGAAAGUGUGCUUAUGUGAUGUUUACGUCAUUACCGAUCUCAAUUUAAACAAUCCUUACGAAGUGGAAAGAAGUCACUUAUUAAAAAGAAAAAUAAAAGCUUUCAAUUUCUCACUUCCUCUCUGAAACUACAGCAAAGUAAAGCCAACUUUCAUAUCCUUUAUGAGCAAAACAGUAACCUUUUUCAUCUAAAUCUGGGUUUGAGCUGUGAAAAUGUCCUGAUGUUAUAUAUAUAUAUAUAUAUAUAUAUAUAUAUAUAUAUAUAUAUAUAUAUAUAUAUAUAUAUAUAUAUAUAUGAACAAUAAUGAACCUACAAAACAAUUCUCUGUAUUUGACAAUGCUUUGAUUUAUAUAAAAUGACACACACUAGAUCUUUAGAGGGUAAAUACGCGACUCUCUAGAACAUCGAGGUGAUGAGUGAUGGAAAUAUAAUUGCACUAUGUGUUUUUGAAAGAACCGAGCAUAAACAUUUUUUUUUUAAGAAGUGGAAAAAAAACAGUCACAAUAUUUGAGAGAUGCACUUUACUUUAUACGAGGAUGCUCUCCAUCAGAGUUACCAGAAUAAAUGUGUGUUUUAUUUGCACAAUUAAAUUACAUCCCUGGAGCAAACUUCUGAAUGAAUUCAUUCAAGAUGUGGAACAAAGAAUAAAAAAGUUUUUUUUCACCA